Messenger RNA from Dunckerocampus dactyliophorus (ringed pipefish), 2731 nucleotides. RefSeq names its product SKI family transcriptional corepressor 1b (gene skor1b). The record is from RefSeq and is a predicted model, not a curated record. Lineage: Eukaryota; Metazoa; Chordata; Actinopteri; Syngnathiformes; Syngnathidae. The transcript has 8 exons. Gene Ontology annotation, molecular function: DNA-binding transcription factor activity, RNA polymerase II-specific; SMAD binding; RNA polymerase II cis-regulatory region sequence-specific DNA binding. Bases 2 to 2314 code for a protein of 770 amino acids. Gene Ontology annotation, cellular component: transcription regulator complex; nucleus. Gene Ontology annotation, biological process: negative regulation of BMP signaling pathway; negative regulation of transcription by RNA polymerase II.
CAUGCACUCCUCCUGUCUCUCCAUCACGGCUGCACGACGGAGGGGAGCUGCACCAACACUGAAGCCUCCAUUCUCCCACAACAUGGAACCCAUUCCAGCGGGCCGAGACUCCAGCUCCUCGCCGGGCUCCAAACAAGAACUUUCUUACCCGAGCUCCAACAACCUGAAGCCCAACCAGGUCGGAGAGACGGUGCUGUACGGAAUACCCAUCGUGUCCCUGGUGAUAGAUGGCCAGGAGAGGCUUUGUCUGGCGCAGAUAUCCAACACCUUGUUGAAGAACUACAGCUACAACGAGAUCCACAACCGACGAGUUGCACUGGGCAUCACCUGUGUGCAGUGCACUCCAGUCCAGCUGGAGAUCCUCCGCCGGGCCGGCGCCAUGCCCAUCUCCUCCAGGAGGUGCGGUAUGAUCACUAAACGCGAGGCCGAGAGACUUUGCAAGUCGUUUUUGGGAGCUCACUCGCCUCCCAAAUUGCCGGAGAAUUUCGCCUUCGAUGUGACCCACGAGUGUGCGUGGGGGAGUCGGGGCAGCUUCAUCCCGGCCAGGUACAACAGCUCCAGGGCCAAGUGUAUUAAGUGUUCGUAUUGCAACAUGUAUUUCUCCCCAAAUAAGUUUAUAUUCCAUUCCCACCGCACUCCGGAGUCAAAGUACACGCAGCCAGACGCUGCUAACUUCAACUCCUGGAGGAGGCACCUUAAAUUAUCAGAGAAAAGCAGCCAGACUGAUAUUUUACACGCGUGGGAGGACGUGAAGGCCAUGUUCAAUGGGGGCAGCCGCAAGAGGACGAUGCCAGGCGCAGGGUCAGAAUCUAGCUCACCUCUAAAGUCCCACGGUCCAAGUCUUCACCGACAGUCCCCUGAUAUACCUGCAAAGAUCCUCAGCUGUGAGGAGAACAGGGUCAGCAUGGGCCCACGCAGCUACCCGGUCAUCCCUGUCCCAAGUAAAGGCUUUGGCAUGCUGCAAAAAAUCCCGCCUCCUCUCUUCCCUCACCCGUACGGCUUCCCAGCGUUUGGCCUCUGCCCGAAGAAAGACGACAACAUCCUCGGCGAGCAAAGCAAGGCCGGCCUCCCGGGGGUCCUGUGGCCUGGUACCAAGGACAGCGGCUACCCUUCUUUUCCCGUCUUCUGGCCCGCUGCAGGUUCUCUGCCGAUGCCUCCUUACACCCAGAGCCCACACAAACCUCCACCCGAGCUGCUGCCUCUUCAUAGACACACAGACGUGGACAUUUCCGAGCCCAGCGACCGGAGCACCAACACGUCCAAAGACAGCAUAGCCGAGAAUGAGCGGUGCUCCAGCACGCAGUCCACGCGGAACGAGGACGACAAGUCCGGGGAUGAGGGGAGGCCCUUGGAAGGGAACACCUUACCCCCACGGAAGGUCAGCUACGUGUCUGCCUUCCGGCCCGUCGUUAAAGACGCGGACUGCAUCGCCAAGUUAUACGGCAACCGAGGCGCAUACACUCGCACCGGUUACUUAUCACCUGACUUUUUAAGCGAGAGCUCCAGCUACCGUUCAAUGUCUCCGUGCGUGGACAGCGACGGCGAAGCCGACGUGGACGUGGAGACCAACAAAACACCAGAGGACGAGGAUGACUGCAGGCCCCUGUCCUUGAUGUGUCCCCGUUCUCCUCCCGGGCUCACCCACAGUGUGUCAUCGAAUGAUUCAGACUGCAAGGAGGCACAACGGGAGACGACUCUGCUUGAGUCCCAGAAAGUGGGGCCACGCGUGGACGCCCAGUCCUGUGACAGAGAAGUGCAGAGCAAACAGUUAGCAGAGACCCACAUUGCUGCUGCAACUUUCAGCCAAGUGUACACACAGGACAGAAGCGAGCUGCAACAAAGGAGCAGUCCGUAUCAUUUCAGACCCGCAAGCUACCAGCCUGCAGGGAUUACAACACAUGAUGAGGUUGCAAGUAAAGAGGAGCCGUCUUCCACGGUGGAGGAGGUGGAAACCAAAUCUUUUAGUGAACAAAGCAGCGAAGAAAACCAACGAGAGCUGAACGAUGACGAUGAAGACGCAGAGAGAGCUCUGCAAGCACAAAGAAACAUACAGGCUUUGGCAAAAGAGGAACUACAGAAGCAGCUCUUAGAGCAGGUUGAGCUGAGGAAAAAGCUGGAACGUGAAUUUCAACAUUUAAAAGAUAACUUCCAAGAUCAGAUGAAGAGAGAGCUGUCCUACAGGGAGGAGAUGGUACAGCAGUUACAUAUUGUUAGAGAAGCUCACGACGCGUUGCACCAUUUCUCCUGCAAGAUGUUAACCCCUCGUCACUGCACUGGGUCGUGUACCUUCAAGUCUCCUCUACUUCCACCGUGAACACUCGCCUAAUGUGGAACCUCCGGGAAAAAAAAAAAUCCUCCCCACUCCAAUGUGCGAGGAACAGACUUAUCCCCCCCUCCCCUGUAAUUAGUUGUAAUAUUUAUUGAUUGGUUGUAAUAUUUAUUAUUAAAAUGUAAUGUAAUAUUCAGCAUUUCGUUUGAAACCAUUGAUAUUUAUUAUUUGUGGCAACGUGCAAUUGCAAUGUGUGUAUCUUGUAAUAGCUAUUAGCGGUGGUUAUUUCUGUUAAAGGCAGUUUCAAAAUCUUUCACUCUUGUGAUUGCAGGUAAUAUUCCGUUAAUUCUUUAUUCUGACUUCAUUUCGAAUAGCCUAUCAUGCACUUUAAAUGAGUGAAACCACACAAAUACGUAAAUCUAAUUGUAAAUGUUUUUUGAUGACCUUAUUGGCUUUCUCUUG